Molecule: messenger RNA, 8346 nt
Organism: Elgaria multicarinata webbii
Lineage: Eukaryota; Metazoa; Chordata; Lepidosauria; Squamata; Anguidae
Gene: SLC23A2
Product: solute carrier family 23 member 2
Exons: 17
Coding region: 309-2258 (649 amino acids)
Biological process (GO): L-ascorbic acid metabolic process; transmembrane transport
Cellular component (GO): membrane
Molecular function (GO): transmembrane transporter activity
Source: RefSeq, a predicted model, not a curated record
GGACGCUCAAGCUCGCGACGGGCCUCCCUCCCUCUCUCCCGCCGCCGCCGCCGCCAUUUCCAGUAGCUUCUAGCAAUGGCAGAAUCUGUGGGAAGAGGAUAUGAACAGUCGAGCUAAGUGUGGGAAUGGCCAUUGUGAUGUAGUGAAAGGCAGCACAGAAACACAUAUUACUUACAAGACCUUAUGCUCCAUUGUGAAUGCCUGGGAUACUCUUCUGACUUGUGAGGUGUCCUUUUUAUUGAAAAUUUGUCUCCUGCACUGAUAUUACUUAAGACACCGUGUGCAUUUUCUGAGCAUUGUGUGGAACAAUGGGGAUUGGCAAGAACACCACUUCUAAAUCAGUAGAAACUGGAAGUCCAACAGAGGGCAAAUAUGAGGACGAAUCCAAAUGUCCUACUUUCUUCACAUUACCGGUUGUAAUAAAUGGUGGAGCAGCAUCAAGUGGUGAUCAGGAUACGGAAGACACAGAACUUAUGGCUAUCUAUACUACAGAAAAUGGAAUUGCAGAAAAGAGUUCUCUGGCAGAGACACUUGACAGCAGUGGAAGCUCAGAUGCACAAAGAACGGACAUGAUAUAUACAAUUGAGGAUGUUCCUCCCUGGUACCUCUGCAUAUUCCUGGGGUUACAGCACUACCUGACCUGUUUCAGUGGAACUAUAGCGGUGCCCUUCUUGCUAGCAGAUGCCAUGUGUGUUGGAUUUGACCAGUGGGCUACCAGCCAGCUGAUUGGGACCAUAUUCUUUUGUGUUGGAAUCACGACUUUGUUACAAACAACGUUUGGGUGCAGGUUACCUUUGUUCCAAGCCAGCGCUUUUGCAUUCUUGGCUCCUGCCAGAGCUAUUCUCUCCUUGGAUAAAUGGGAAUGCAAUAACACCGCUAUAAUGGUUCCAAAUGUCACGACGGAGCUGCUGCACACAGAACAUAUCUGGUACCCCAGGAUACGAGAGAUCCAAGGUGCUAUUAUCAUGUCGUCUUUGAUAGAAGUGGUGAUUGGUUUCCUGGGCCUGCCAGGCGCACUCCUCAAAUACAUUGGGCCUCUGACGAUUACACCAACUGUGGCUCUCAUUGGGCUUUCUGGUUUCCAGGUUGCUGGGGAAAGAGCGGGCAAACACUGGGGCAUAGCGAUGCUGACUAUUUUCUUAGUGCUGUUGUUUUCUCAGUAUGCCCGAAAUGUCAAAUUCCCUUUACCAAUCUACAAAUCCAAAAAAGGAUGGACUGCAUACCGGUUGCAACUUUUUAAAAUGUUUCCUAUAAUUUUAGCCAUUCUGGUGUCAUGGUUCCUGUGCUUCAUCUUCACUGUGACAGAUGUCUUUCCACCUGAUAGCACAAAGUAUGGAUUCUAUGCGCGAACCGAUGCUCGGCAAGGGGUUCUUUUGGUAGCACCCUGGUUCAAGGUCCCUUAUCCAUUUCAGUGGGGAUUGCCAACGGUUUCAGCUGCGGGCGUAAUUGGAAUGCUCAGUGCAGUGGUUGCUAGUAUCAUCGAAUCAAUUGGCGAUUAUUAUGCCUGUGCAAGGUUAUCUUGUGCGCCGCCGCCACCAAUCCAUGCAAUAAACAGAGGCAUUUUCAUAGAAGGCCUUUCCUGCGUAUUGGAUGGAGUGUUUGGCACUGGGAACGGAUCCACUUCUUCUAGCCCUAAUAUUGGAGUCUUGGGGAUUACAAAGGUUGGAAGUCGGCGUGUUAUUCAGUAUGGAGCUGCGCUCAUGUUGCUGCUUGGAAUGGUUGGCAAAUUCAGCGCCUUGUUUGCAUCCCUCCCGGAUCCAGUGCUUGGCGCUCUUUUCUGUACUCUCUUCGGGAUGAUUACUGCAGUCGGACUUUCCAACCUGCAGUUCAUAGAUUUGAAUUCUUCACGGAACCUUUUUGUACUUGGAUUUUCCAUCUUCUUUGGACUGGUCCUGCCAAGUUACCUCCGACAAAACCCACUUGACACAGGAAUAACCAGCAUUGAUCCUGUACUCAACGUUCUUCUCACUACAGCCAUGUUUGUUGGGGGUUGUGUAGCGUUUAUUUUGGAUAACACAAUUCCAGGAAGCCCAGAGGAAAGAGGAAUCCGGAAAUGGAAGAAAGGAGUGGGCAAAGGCAGCAAGGCCAUGGAUGGCAUGGAAACCUACGACUUGCCUUUCGGCAUGGAAAUGGUGAAGAAGUACAAAUGCUUCAGUUUAUUACCCAUCAGCCCCACCUUCAUCGGCUACACGUGGAAAGGCUUCAGGAAAAACAGCAGCUGCAGGAGUUCAGAGGAAGACUCUGAGGCUGCCGUAUAGCCCUGGCCGAAACCUCCGUCUUCUAGCUGUAGUAACAGACACAUCUGCAGUUCCUUGCUAUUUUAUUUUAUUUUUUGUAUAUCUGCAUUUUAAAUUCUGGAACAGAGCCGAGACAGAUUAUAAAAAUAGCUUUCCUAUUGUGGAUGGUGAUAGCUAUCUAUAAUGUCUCUCUAGUUAACAUGAUGGUGUAUGUUUUUUAAAGCUGUUAGAUCUGCUUAUCCUGACUUUGGCCCAGCUGCUCUUCUGGUGAAAAUUUAAAUCCAGAUCCUAAAUUGGUAAAUAACACAUAUGUAAACACAGCACUCAAACAGGCUGUAUCUUUCCCAUAUAAAGCUAAAUACAUUCCAUUUUUAAGAAAUCCCCCCAGAAGCCUUCAAAGACUUGUUUAUAUUAUUCUGGCAAAUUAUAGCGGGACUUUCUGUUCUAGGCAGUGCUUUCUAAACUGCCCAGUACUGAGUAUGGAAUUGCUGUACUGAAAAGCGGUGCCUUUGCAAACGUUUCUGCCCCAUAGAAAUUGACAUUGAUCUGGAGAGCUCAAAUUCCCCUAGCACAGCAGCUGUGGCGAUGGGGCAGAGUGGGGUAGGUUGCCAUCAAAUUACACAUCCCUUUACUGAAGUUAGAAUGCUUAAGCAGUUCAUCGUCUUGCAUACCUGCAAGUCGGCUCUUACAUAAUAAUAUAAUAAUAAUGAUGAUGAUGAUGAUGCACCUAAAUUGGCUAGUCCUCAAUGGAUUAUUUCAGUAGCAUGCUCCAGAUUUGUGCCGAUCUGUGUUCAGACAUUUCUGCCAGUCCCCAAAGCGGCCUACAGUUGAUGUUGCCUUCUCAUACUCCUCCUUUUCCAAGCGGAAAACAGGACCUACUUUACAAAUGGGAGAGACACUAUGCAUGGCAUCCCUGUCUGCUGGAUGGUUUAACGGGUAUUGGGAGCCCACUGCGGGUGCCAUUUAGACUUUCUACUUUUUUUUUCCUGUACUCGUCUUGGCUCUGACAUUAUGUGGAUGUUUGUGCUCACCAUGCAUUCAUAGUUAUAAAAAAAUAUUUCUGUUUAAUGUUCUUACUGUUGCAAGUUAGUUUUUAGAUGUGUUGGUGGUGGGGUUCUUUCCUUCCCCCUCCCCCCAAUGUGGCCCGAAAGGCUUUUUUUAAGACGUGGAAAGAUUUGUCAGAGAGGUAUUAGGGUAAGUGUUCUCUCAAGGCCAGUAUGCUCUAUGGUGCUGCUUGCAUUUCAUUUUUCUAAAAAGCAGAUACUGUAAAUCGUUGGUCAGUUACUCAAGCAAGUCUACUAGAGAGGCGCAAAACAGCCCUUGCUUAUCUCUGAGGCUUUUAGGAUUUGGGAAAGUCAAAAGGAGUCUUGAUGUAUCAGUAUUGAAUAGUGCAGGAGAAAAGCAAAUCCAUGGAUGGUGGAUGUUCCCUGCCAUUUCUGCAGCAUUUUCCUUGUACAGUUUUUACACAUAAAGAUUAUUUCCCCUCUGUGAUCUUUCCUUGGAAAGUUUUCAGCGGUUUGCUGCCUUGAAGUCAAAUGAGGUAUGGAAACCAGCCAAUAAUAAUAAUAUUUUUUUAAUUUAACAAAAGGUUAAGUCAGGGCUGAUACUCAGUCACUCGAGGACAUGAGGCCUCCCACGCCCUUGAGGAAUAUAUGACACUAAGGCUGCAAACCUGGGUACCCUUACUUGGGAGUAAAUCCCCCUGAAUUCAGUGGGAGUUACUCAGCAUACAAGGGAAGGACUUGCAUGCUUGUUUUCCAUCCUAUAUUUCAUGUACAACCGAAGAAAAAUGUAGGUGGAAAGUUAUAAUCAUGUAAAUGCCAAAGCCAACUUGUUCUGCACACAUUAGAGAAGCAAAAGUGGUGUGUUCAUAAUAUUGGCAGAAUUUAACACAUUCUUGUUUUGAUCAUAGCCUCUUUUUUCUCUCCCUUUCCCCCCCUUUUUGGUUGCUAAAGUGCCAGUUGCUUCUUAAAGUAGAACUGAGAUGUCACUAAACUACAGUUUUCACAGUCUUUCACAACUCAGUUUGCUUCAGCCAGCAUAUGGAUCAGCAAGUCCCCAGGUGAUGGUGCCCAGCAGAAUAGGCCAGCAUUGUGGCUGCUGGGACUUGUGCCCUGAGUACGUCACCAACUCUGGCAAGGAAAUCACCUGACUCUGUUAUUACGGAACUUAUCUUCAGGUGAAAUGAAACGUCACAGAAGUGAGAAAAAACGUACUCCCAGGUGAUUCUCACUUCUUGUCUCACUUCUGCCGUAACAUAUACUCAGGUGCAAAUACUUGUUCUCCCUCCCUCCUAAGAUGUAGUUUUUAAAAAUUCAAAUUAUGUAAAAAAUGGUUUCCUAAAGUCUUGGCGAACUUGAAAGUCUUUCUACUGUAUUAGCUGCACCGACCUGACUGCAGACUGCUGAGAGCUAUUGGACGAAGUGUUUGCCAAGGAUUUGUAGCGUUUACAAACACAGUUUGGUUUACCAAAUAAUGAUUCUGCUGCAAAAAUCUUUAGAAAACAGAUUGACUUUGAAAGGCAAAAAUUAUCUCUUUUUCUCUCUCUUCUUCUUCUUUUUUUUGGACAAAAGCAGCCACAAGAGGGCAUUGCAAAUACUGCUGCUUACUUAGGAAUUGUUUCAAUGGCCUUGAUGCUCAAUUGUUCGCUUGCACAAUGAGAACACCCAGAAUGUUAGAAGUUUCUGCAGUUGUGGUAAGAAUAGAGGGGAAGUUAAUGCACACAUGUCUUUGUCUUGAGAGAGAGAGAGAGAGAGAGAGAGAAUUAGUUUUUAAAAAACAGACGAACACACACAUAUUUUGGGGGAGAGAAGUUGACAAAGAUUGCAAAGUGCAGGGUUGCCAGAAACAGCCGCUGCUCUGAGGCAGCAGGUCUUGGGUACCGGUUUUAGGAGUGGCAGAGAGGGAGAGGAGGGUUCUCGUGCUCACGCACUGUUCAAAGAAAAGAGGGCUUGAACAGAUGCAUGUCUGGUAGACUGGAACUCAUAUUAUUGCGGGGAGGAGGUGCCUUCUGCAAUUUCCCCCUCCGGGACCAAAAUGUCUUAAGACUGGCCCUGGUCUUGCAUUUGGGAGAGAGAAUUCAGAAAACUCCUUUUUCUGGAUACCCUCCAAAUUUUAGUUAUGGUAACAUUCAGUUACAGGGCAGGGGUGUGUAUGUGGAGUUUUUGAUGUGUGUCUUUUUUUUAAAGUGGUGUUAUGAGCAUCAUCUGCUGAUUGAUUGUUCCAAGUUGAACACAGUAUCUUGUAAGUAAGGCAGCCGUCCUGCGCCCAUUUACCUAGGAGUAAUCCUGAAGUUGGUUGGGAUGGUACUAUUAGAUGCCAGGGGCAUCCUAACUGGAAGAGAGUGAAAUAUGGUUGCGAUGCUUUGAAUUGUGUCUUCAUAUGUAGCCACCUGCCUUUCUCCCAUCUAAAUUAAGCAAUGCUGUCUGGAGAGAACACCUAAUAGGAGGGCUGGGAAAAAGCACUGACAAAUUUCAAUUAAAAGUACUAAAUAUGCCAAAUGACACUACGUCACAUCAAAGAUGAAUCAACAUAUAUUCAAGGCAAAAUGAUUUGAGAGCUUUUGUAUUUAAAACAAAAACCUACGUUGAUUUUGUGUGUGUGUGGUUAAAUUAAGUACUUUGGCAAAUAUGUUUGAAUGUGUCUUAUAAAAUGAUGCCUCUUGAAUUUAUAUUUAAUUGUUAAUUUUAUCCUUGAUUGACAAAAUGUAUUAAAAAGAAUAAGCUGCAUCAGGGAAGGAGUUUUUAAAUUUACACAGUCAAUUUGUUUUACACCGUUUAAUACUAACUUUCAAUAUGGCAACUUUGUACAUGAAUAUUGCAGUAUUUUAUUUCCAUAGACUUAAAAAGGAAAAAAAAAAUACACCCAUCAAGUAACAUUUCCACCCAGGAUAAUAUAUGACACAGGCUUCCUGGGUGGGAGUGAUAUGAUUGUCAUGACAAUGUCAUGUGAUAGAAUUUCUUCAUUGACGAAUUGCUACCAAUUGUGUAUACUUUAUUUACCCAUGCUUAUGUCCUUAAGUGAAAACAGAGAGGAGUUCUUGGUCACCUCUCUCCUAAAAUCAUUGAUACUGGCAAUGUAGCUUUAGUACUUGCAGCAAAAGAUGUUGAGUGCUGAGCUGGUCCAACCCUGAGACAAGGUGCAUGUCCAACUUUGGUGGCCAAUUUGAUUCCAACUUGACCAUUAAUGGCCAUAGGGUGGGAGAUAUGUGAUUGAGAGUGCCCAGCUCCUGUUCAUUUCAGUGCAGCUUGUGGAUUGUGCCCAACUUCAGCUUUUGAAGUGGGGAGGGUACCUUUUGGAUUUUCCACCUCAAACACCAAAAUGUCUUGGGCCAACUCUGGUUGAGAAUGAACAAGAGAAACUUAUCAGAUGUAGAGAUGAAGCAGUCAGACCAAAACAUGUCAACCAUCUGCCUCACUGAUGGCACACUCUAAGCUUCUACCAUCUGUGAAGUGCCAAAUUCUAAUGGCAAAAUUUCAGGCUGCUUCCUAUGUUAUGGUUUAAAAAGUGGGCCGCCUCAGACUACAGGCCAUUGGCCCUCCCUUGGCUCCACCUUGCUCUUCAUCCCAUUCCAGCCACGUCAGCUGAGAGUGGAGUUCAGAGAGACAUGCGCAGGCAUUGGUGGGGGAAUAGGGAAGAGCUCAGUGGUUGGAAACAAAUGGGCUAGAGCUGUUGGCAGAAGCUAAGCUCGCUUCAUCUGUUACGGUGUGCUUUCCAUAUCAGUGUGCUCCAAGGAAGUAGCUACUGAUGGCCCUCCUCCCUCCCUCCCUCUGCUGCUUUUGUCUACCUGCAAGAAGGAUAGUCCAGCACAUGCAAGGAUGCAUGAUAGCCUGAGGGCGUGCAUGUGGGUCUUUUGAUUGGCUCACUAGCAGACUGUAAACUGGUAUAUCUCACUCUUGAUGCUGAUGUGAGGAGUUCAGAUGCUGCAGAGACUCUUUACGAGACGGCUCCUUUGGCUCCUUUGUCCUUACGCCAGCCUCCCCCACCUGGUGUCUUUCAGGUGUGUUGGAUUACACUUCCCAUAACCCCCACCAGCUCUAUCAUUGGGCAUGCUGUCAGGGGCUGAUGGGAGUUGUAGUCCAACACAUCUAAUAGGCAUCGGCUUAGAGGAGGCUGCUUUAAACCAUCAUGUGGGAAAGCAGACCUUUGCCAUUGGGUGUGUGCCUGCGUUCCAGUCCAGAGUGACUGGACUCACAUCUCAAUAUGCACGACAGACCAGCACAAAGCAGUCUUUUUUCUUUCGUUCUUCAGUGGCCUUCUUGAACCAAAACAACCAACCAUUGAGCACCACCAAAAGCAAGCAAGCAAGCAAGGAAGCAUGGGGUACAAGUCCCUGCAGAAAAUAUAUACUCACAGUUUGUUUUUUGCAUGGUGCAUGUUGCAUAUCUAGAGAUUCUCACUCAAAAGUUUCUUAACCUGCCUGGACCAAGGAUGGCAGAUGUGUCAGGGCUUCACAUUUUGUAGUGCAAAUCCUUUGUCAUUUGUGCUGUGAGGAGGCCACAUCUCCGCCAGUAUUUAGAUUCCGCCCAUUGGUCUCUAUGCUAUUAUAAUAGUGCUGGGCUGCUUUAAGUAUUGAGAAUUCAUCUUCAGCAACAUCUAAAACAUUCCUGUCUGGUUAUGAUUUAAUUGUGGCUGUGAUUAGUCAUCAGUACAUAUUUGAUAGCAGAGAAUUACCUUGUAUAUUGUCUGACAUCUUUCCAAGUGAACCAUCUUGCUGCCGAUACAAACUAUAGUGCAUUCUCUUUUACUUUUUAUGGUCUGUUCAUAACAACUUUUGAUGUAACAAAAUCUUGACUGUUUUUUAGACAGUGGGAAUAAAUAAUUCUUCAUUCCCCCCCCCCCCCACAUGAGUUCUUUGUGAAUGACUAUGGCUACACAAUCUCAUGUUACAUACCAAGUUGGGUUUUUUCUUUGAGAUGUGUAAUUCUUUUAUUGAGAUUUUUAUGGAUUUUGUUGUAUUUUGUUGGGUUUUUUUUCUAACAAUUGCUUUAUUAAACGUUGAAAUAUUUAAGAAAUAUGUAAUAUUUGGACCAGAUGUUGUGAAUAAUAGUAGAUAAAAGCUAUUUUAUUCUGUAUUUUUAAAAGCUGUUCAGUAUAAAUAAAAGGUGAC